GUUGCAUUUGAAAUCGUGCGUGCGCAAGGUGUACGCUGCUUGAGCAGCGAUGGCGUGUUUUGUUAUGUGAGCUCUAAAAACUUUCGUAAAAUCUGUGUGUAAAGUGUUAUGUAUGUAGUAGAUUUAUCAGUGCAAAUGGUGAAAAUUUUAAGUGAAGAUUUUUCGGUUAGCUAACAUCACGUAUUUUGGGAUAAUGGAGUUAAAACUGCAUUCUCCCGCUGGGGCUGAACCCGUAUUAUAUACUUGGCCGUUAACCUCUGGUCGUGGAAACGAUAAGCACGAUGGUGCAAUCGAAAUUGUUGAGACAAUCAGAUGGGUUUGCGAAGAUCUUCCUGAAUUAAAACUGCCAUUAGAGAACAACAUUCUUUGCAACUAUGACACUCAGAGCUAUGAGAGUAUGAAAUCAUUAUGUGAUAAGUUCAACAGAGCCAUUGACAGUGUUGUUGCUUUGAAAGGAACAUCAUUAUCGGCUCAUCGGACGUCAAACUAUCCAUCCAGAGGUCUUCUGAGACAUAUCUUACAGCAAACAUACAACACUGCAGUAACGGAUCCAGAUAAGUUGAACCAGUACGAACCAUUUUCGCCGGAAGUAUACGGCGAAACUUCCUAUGAUCUAGUAUGUCAGAUGAUAGAUCAGAUCGAAAUAAGUUCUGAUGAUGUAUUUAUUGAUCUCGGCUCCGGAGUUGGACAGGUCGUCCUUCAGAUGGCAGCAGCUACACCUUGCAAAAUAUGUCUUGGAAUUGAACGUGCAGAAGUGCCCAGUCGGUAUGCAGAGAGUAUGAACAGAAAUUUUCGCACUUGGAUGCAGUGGUACGGAAAAAAGUACGGAGAAUACAAACUUCUGAAAGGAGACUUUCUAACAGAAGAACAUAGAGAGAAAAUUAACCAAGCUACUAUUGUGUUCGUUAACAACUUUGCUUUUGGACCAGCAGUCGACCACCAAUUAAAGGAAAGAUUUGCUGAUUUAAAAGACGGAGCAAAGAUAGUUUCUUCAAAAAGUUUCUGUCCAUUAAAUUUUAGAAUUACCGACCGAAACCUUAGUGAUAUUGGUACUAUUAUGCACGUAUCCGAAAUGUCGCCGCUAAGAGGAUCAGUCUCAUGGACGGGGAAGCCUGUUUCCUAUUAUCUACACCUCAUUGAUCGCACCAAGUUGGAAAGGUAUUUCCAGAGACUAAAGAAGCCUCAAUUAAAGAAUCCAGAGGAAGACAACUCAAAUUCAAAUUCCACCACCAGUAAUCGAGGAGCAAGGGACAGAGCUAAGAGAGAUUUAUCCAAGCAAUUAAUGGACUCCUCAUCAGACUCUGAAUUCGAUGAUAAUGAUGGUUAUGGUCCGACCACGAGGAAAGCUUGGUCUGAUUAUUGUUCUGUGAAAGGCAAAAGCAGUCAAUCUGAAGAUGAAGCCCAACCAGCAAAGAACAAACGUCAGCCAAAGAAAUUAAGGCAUAAAGUAAAUAGGAAUACCAAAACUCAAGCUCAACAGCAAGAAAAACAAGCUGCGUCCAAACCAAAAGCCAGACGAGGCAGAAUGAAGAAAACAAGAGCUAAGAAACAAAUUAAAAUUAACGGUUUGGAUCUGUUACAUAACGAAACAUUGCUAAGCACAUCGCCCCAAGCAACAGGUAAGAAGUUACCUCCUGCACCAGGUUGUGUCGACCAGCAGUUGACUACGUUAAGUUCAGAUUCGAUAGUUCAUAACGAGCUUGACAUACCAGAACAACCAGCUGAAACACCAUAUGGUUUACAAGUACUCCUUGAUAUGUUCAAAGGUCAGUACAUGCAAAUGUUAAAUCAACUGAAGAAUCCAAAUUAUAAAAAUCUUAUUGAGGUACAAAUUGGAGAGGAGAACGAGAGAAAUAGAAAAUUGAAGAAUCGUGCAGCACAAUUAGAAAAACAAAUUACGCUUCUAAUUGAUGACAGUGUUGCUCUGUUAAAAGCUAGAAUGAGUGAAUUGGAAAUCGAUGCUACGUCUCCUGUUGAUCUUCUUGCAAAGGCUAAAGAAAUAGUUUGUCGUCACAAAGAACUACAAGCAACAGCUAGCAAGCUACAGGCGGAAGUAACUAGUUUGGAGGGCGAACGAGACAAUUUUGUAUUACAGAGACAAGCAGAGAUUUGUGAAAAGUAUGCAGGCGCAGUAGCGUCUGGUCUAUCUCCCAAAGCUAGUCAAAAUUACAUCUUAAGAGAAAUAUCAUCAACGUUAGCACAAAGAAAGAAACUUCAGAAUGAGGUAUCAAAGUUGGAGGGAGAUAUUCUUAGUCUUCAGAAAAAUGAAGAACGAAAACAAGCUCAAGCACUAGCGGCUAGACAACAGCAACCUGCUAAGGUUUCUAGAAAAUCUCGUGAGUAUAGAGCUCGUUCACAAGAUUGGCCUGAUGUUCCAGAUAUUGCAAAAAUUGAGGAACAAAAUCCAGAAAUAUUGGCUCAAAAGAUAUUGGAAACUGGAAGAAAAAUUGAAGCUAGUAAAAUGUCCGCAAUCAAUAACAAAGUGCCACAAAUAAUUCACAAUAAUCCCACUAAACAUUUACCACCUAAUAACAAUUACCCAAAAUCUUUAAUACGUAAUAUGCCUGCUCCAUUUGCUAUGACAACAAAGCGGCAAAAAACUACUCACAAUUUUCCUAUGGCUAAUAUGCCCAGUGUUCAAAAUAAUCACACCAAUCAUGCUUGCAAAGUCCAAGGAGCACUUCGUAUAGCAAAUUUUGAAGAUCGCUUGAAAAGCAUUAUUACUUCAGUUCUUAACGAAGAUGUUCAAAAUAGAACUAAACAAGCUCAAACACCUGUUUUGCAAUACAAUCAAACCCAUGAGAGACCAAUGAGCAUCGAUAAGCAUCUGUCCCAAGAAAGGCACUUGACCCAAGAACGCCAUUUACAGCAUGAAAGGCAUUUAGCUUCAGAAAGGCAAUUAAUUCCAGAAAGACAAUUUAAUCAUGAACGGCAGUACAACUCUGAGAGGCACUUGACUGCCGAUAGACAUAUAAAUCAGGAAAGACAAAUAAGUGCUGAGAGACACUUAAAUUCAGAAAGGCCCCUCAAUACAGAGAGGCAUUCAAAUCCUGAAAGACAUGCGCUUCCUGAUCGAAGUUUAAACACUGAACAGCCAGAUUAUACCCAAGUAUCACCUGCCAAGUUAGCCCUUCGAAGACAUCUUUCUCAGGAGAAAUUGGCUCACCAACAAAUACCCUAUAAUACUGCAGAUGGAAUGGUUGCUACAAGAACAAUUGGGGACCUUAUGUCUGGUGAAAUCGAACGAACCCUUGAAAUAUCUAACCAAUCCAUUAUCAAUGCUGCAGUAGACAUGAGUGAUAUCCAGGGUACAGCAACGUUGUCCUCAAGGUCUGUGGUCAACGCUAAUUUGCCACCCCGUCCAGAAAGAGUCAAUGUUAAAGUGCCUAAUGCAGAGAUGCCUCCAUUAUCUACUUUACCUCCCACGCCCAAAGAACCCGAUCCAGUGCCUAGACAGCAAGUUUACAGCCCUAUCUCUAGACCGUCUUCCACUGAAGGACUGGAAGGAUUAGCUUAUAUACAUUCUCAUUCGAAGUAUAUAACUCCGCCUCAACCAAGUCCAAGACAGCAGUAUUCCCCUCGGACAACUGUUUUGUAUCCCACACAAGCCACUCGACCAAGCGCAGUGAAUUCGUCGUACUCAAAUGAUAUGUACAUGCCUCUUCCGCGUGCCGACAUCAAGCCGUACCACGAAUCAUACUUUAAUGACAACAAAUCACCGGUUCGAGCUGAAUCUCGAAACGCAUUUAUUGCGGAAGGUUUAGCAGCCACUCUACAGUCCAGAGCGCUUGGUGCAUCUAUCAAAGAAGAGGUUGAAAUGUACGAGCGCAGGCACGGGUUUAAUCAGCCGGGAAUAAUGGCGAACUCAAAUAACGAGGGCGUUUUUAAGAGAGAAUCACCUAUCGUACAAGGAGGAGAUGUCGACGUAGUCGAGGAAGAGAGCGAAGAAUCAAAAUGGCAGGACCGAAUUUCUUCAGGUUUCGACCGUCUUGUUGCCUUCGCUUCGACGGAAUUGGAUAAACGCCGUAGAUCGACCGAAGGAACUGAUAGUUGCAAUACGUCACCUGAUUCUGGUAUCGGCCAUGGACAUGGAGACAUUCCCCCAAGUACCAUAGUUCCCCCCACAAAGCAACAUUUAAAACUUAAUCCUAAUACUAAACCAACUCUUUUCAAAAUGCCUACAAGUAAGACGUACCUUGAUUCGCCGCCUAUUUUAGAUCAAGGUACUGACGAAUUAGGCCCUCCCCGAAACCCCAUCCCCUUCUUCCCCUAUCCGAUCUAAUAGCUUAUCAAUAAACUUCAGCCCCGAACCAGUACCUGUAGAUAGAAGUCCCACUAGGUUGAAUCCAGCUCUGUUAAAAUACCAGAGGUACCCAGAAGAUAAGAAAAAACAUGAUACACACUUCAAGAAAAAGUUCUACUACAGAGAGUGGAGGUACGACAGUUGGACCAAGGAAGAAAGGCACGACUGUGAUUCCAUCUAAUGCCAAAUUUUUAACCACGUAAACAUGAAAGUCAUUUACUGAUUAGUUAUACAAUAUAUACAGAGUGGUGUAGAGUUCAAGCUUCGAGGAAUUCUGUACAUAAGCAAGAGCUAAACAUUUGAGAUUUUGACAACACAGUUAGAUAUUUUAAGGGUGUAUUUUAAAUAUACUCCCGAUAUAUCGAGUAUUUCUUUAAUAGGUGGCAAUAAGAACACAUUUUAAUCAUUAAACACCUUAUAUUCUAUUCCAGUUUCAAGUUUAAGAUAAUUUAAAUAAUUAAAAGUUGUUCAAGUUACUUGAAAUAGUAGUGACAAUUAAGGCGUCUUAUCUCAAAACUUGUCUUUUUCCCUCCGCCGACUUUAUUUUUGCUCCAUGUUUGGACCAAUGAAUUUCGUAUAAUUUCAAAAAAUAGAACUUGAAUACAUUUAUCAAAUAAAACACAAAACAAUGAUCAUAUUAGCACACUGCGCAGACAAAUGUUUGCUAAUAUACUGCCUCAACAACCGAAUAAAAAUAAAAUUGUCAGUUUGUAUCACGUGCUUCAUGUUUCCAGCAUUCUUAUAGGCUGCGUGGAUCAGGCGAGUUUUGACACGUAAGAUGCAGUGGAUAAGGCGAGUUUUGCACUGACAGCAAUAUUUUGCCUUUGAAUAUUAAUGGGAUAAAGCAACAUUUGUUACGGAAAUAUUACUGUAAGAGGAGCAUAUCAACCUUAAGAAUGCGUUACCAUAUUAACCUUUUUUUUCCGUAAAAUUUGGAUAAAGAGAGUUUUGCUAUGAGACGCCUCAAUUAAAGUAUAUCAGUUAUACUGUAUUUUUCCGCAAAAAUUUGGAACGCCCCGCGGAAUUUGAUAGUUAGAAAAUCACUUAAAUGUGAAGUCACACUUUAAUAUUUUGUAAUAUUUUGUUUUUUAUUUUGUCCAUUCUUGUAAUAAGCAUAAUUAAAGUAUUAUUAAAACUGUUCAAAAGGUAAUGGUGUCUAUCAAAAUUUUGUCUAUUUGUAUUGCCGACUGUUUUGGAAUUUUUUAUACACUAGAACAUAUUUUUAAAAUACACCUUUAGAAUUGGAAAAUUUCUGUCGAAUUAUACAGAGACUAUGCCCCACUGUAUGUAUUAUUAUUUACAUUUUAAAAUAUUUUAUUCCUUUAAAAUGAAUAUUGUGUUGCCUUUCAAAAAUAACAACUGCCAACAUUUUAGUCUUCUAUUUUAGGAAACAUAUUUGUAAAAUUGCCUCAUUGGCAUGCCUCUUUUUAAUUUUAUUUGUUAUUUUGCAAGUUAUUUUUGUUAAAAGCUCAAUUUUUUUGUAUAUGUCACUUUCAUAACAUUUUUAUUUAUUAUGUAUACACAUAUAAUCGUUAUUUGUUUAUUCCCUGUUAAAAAAUAUUUUUUCAUGUUUAAUUCUUGUGUUUUUAUGUGGUUUUAAGGAAUCAUAUCCGAAUCGCAACUCUUGACUAUAAAGAUUUUAAUUUAUACAAUUAAACUAUUAAGCCC
Molecule: messenger RNA, 5971 nt
Organism: Diabrotica balteata
Lineage: Eukaryota; Metazoa; Arthropoda; Insecta; Coleoptera; Chrysomelidae
Source: the annotation of a GenBank genome assembly